Erigeron canadensis is the source of this 1314-nucleotide messenger RNA. RefSeq lists its product as uncharacterized. Gene Ontology annotation, biological process: protein peptidyl-prolyl isomerization. The coding region runs from base 194 to 1198 and encodes 334 amino acids. Gene Ontology annotation, molecular function: peptidyl-prolyl cis-trans isomerase activity. The record is from RefSeq and is a predicted model, not a curated record. Lineage: Eukaryota; Viridiplantae; Streptophyta; Magnoliopsida; Asterales; Asteraceae. The transcript has 5 exons.
GUCUCUGCACACACUCACCACCAACUUCCCUAAAUUCAAAAGUAUUUAUACAUAUUUAAGUCAUAUGAAUAUAAUGAAACAGUCUUGGUCAAACUGUUAUAAUUCUCUUCAAAAUUGACAUCAAACCCCACAAUCUAAACUCAAAACUAAUCAAAAUCCGUCCUGGGUUCUGUUUAAUACUGACCAAACCCAAAUGGGUCGGAGGCAGAUCGACUCCGAACCGACCCGGUGGGUCUCACUGACCCUGUUAACGAUGGGCAUGUUUUCAUGUUUUCUUGUUUACAUGUUCAUGUCAACGAUGUUGAGACCCAAUGAAGAGAUCAAAUAUUUGUCAAAUUCAGAAACUGAAUCUAUAACAAUGGAAGGAAAUGAUGAUGGUGGGUGUUGCAGAGGGGUUGAUAAUUUGGAAUUGUGGGGUGCCGCUGUUAAGUGGGGUUCAGAUUUCAAGUUUAAUUCUUCAGUUGAAUGUUGUGAUGCUUGUAAGGCUAUGUGUAAUGGUAAAGAUGGGCCUUGUUUGUGUGAUUCUUGGGUGUUUUGUGGGAAUCCUGAGGUUUGUGGGUCAAAAUUAGGGGAGUGCUGGUUGAAGAAACAAAAGGAUCCUUUGGCUCCUGAUAAGCAACAAAUAGGAGAAAACACCAUUUGGACUUCUGGCCUUAUUUUUGGAAAAGGGGAGGGAAUAGUGAAAAUGGAAACAGAAUAUGGCAGUCUUCACAUAAAGCUCCUCCCCGAAUGUGCCCCACAUUCUGUGAUGUACAUUCUUGAGUUGUUGACCAUGCGUCAUUGUGCGGGAUGCCAGUUUUAUCGAGCUGAAGGUCGUGGUCAAAUUUGGGAUUCACAAGGAAAUCACCUGAAAUCCGCUUCUUUUGGACCUCCAUUUGCAUUGAUUCAAGGAACACUUGAAGCUGAAGGAGUUGCAUUUAAAAAGUUACCAACGGAGGAAUGUCCAAUAAUCCAAAGGGGUUCAGUUGCGUGGGUAGGUUCCGGCCCAGAAUUCUUUAUCAGCCUGGCAAACCAUGAAGAGUGGAAAAAGACGUACACAGUUUUUGGAUAUGUUCUUCCUGAAGACAUGGAAAUUGCAGAGAAAAUUGCUACCCUUCCUACUGUACCAGAUCUGUGGAACAAUGUUAAUGUAUCAGUCUUGGAGAAACCAGUGUCUAUCUCAUUACGAAGGAUUAACAAGGUUUCAACGGAAACUUAGUUUAUUUCUGUUGCAAGUUUUUAUCAUUUUGCCAUUAAAUUCGUGGCUUCAAGUAUAGUAAUUCUUUUUUCCUUGUUAUAUCUAGAGCCUUGUUUUAAAGAGAAUAAGUUUUAUUA